CUACCGAUAAUCUACAUUACACAGCACUUUGCUCGAAAAUCCACCUCAAACUUAUAAAAAGCAACUAGUUCAACUGGUAGUACAGUCAGUGGCGAGGAAGCGUUUGUAACAAUAAUGCUAACGUUGUCUGUAGCAGUUUUGCUGGUGACGAACUGUCUUCUAGUUGGCAGUUCCCCUACAAAAUCACUUCUUCAAGCACCUCAACAUGAGCCAUCGCAUCCAAGUUUCCGGGAUGAAACCAGUCCGAUCCAGAUGUCCAACCAAGCUCAGCUCGAGCGCACCAUCGAUUAUUGGACGCAAAAUGCCCAGAGCACAGUAGAAAGAAUUCGACAACGGAAGCUGAACAAAAAUGUGGCCAAGAAUGUGAUCAUGUUCCUGGGAGAUGGAAUGUCCAUUUCGACCGUUGCCAUGACACGAGUAUACAUCGGUGGUGAAGAGAAGAAGCUGGCCUUCGAACAGUUCCCCGACAUCGGAAUGUCGAAAACUUACAGUGUCAAUUAUCAAGUACCCGAUUCGGCGAGUACGGCGACAGCAUACCUUACUGGAGUUAAAGGAAAUUACGGGACAAUUGGAGUUAACGCGCAGGUCCCCGCAUACGACUGUGAAGCGGAUCUUGACACAAGCACCCAUACGCACUCGAUUGCAAAAUGGGCGAUGGAUGCCGGGAAGGAUGCUGGCCUGGUGACGACUACUCGAGUGACACAUGCCUCACCGGCUGGUGUUUAUGCGCACACUGCAAACAGGGACCGGGAAAAUGACAACGAAGUUGAAAACGACGGAUGCGAUAAAAGUAUCGUGCAGGAUAUAGCUCACCAGUUGGUACAUGGAGAUACGGGUAAAAGACUAAAAGUCAUCAUGGGAGGGGGACGUCGAGAGUUUCUCCACAAAGAUUUAGAUCCUGAAACUGGUAAAAAAGGAAAACGCAAGGAUAAGCGAAAUUUGAUUCAAGAGUGGUUGGAUCUAGGAAAGGACAUCGAAAAUCGAACCUACGUUUGGAACAAACAGGAUCUAUUGAGUGUAGAUUCCACCGUUACCGAUCGGCUGCUGGGUUUGUUUGAACCAGGCCAUUGUCAAUACAACUUGAAUCGAAUUCGGGAUAAUCUAGAACAGGAACCAACACUUGCUGAAAUGGUCGACAAGGCAACGGAUAUUUUAAGUAAAGGUAAUAAUGGGUUCUUCCUUUUUGUUGAGGGAGGCCGCAUCGAUCACGCACACCACGAUACGUGGGCUAGAUUGGCACUGGAUGAAACGGCAGAGUUUUCCAAGGCCAUCGAACUAGCUCGCAGAAAAUUUAGUGAGGAAGAUACACUCAUAGUGGUGACCUCGGAUCACUCACACGCCGUGAGCUACGCAGGAUUUCCGGCACGAACCAACGACAUCUUCGGUAAGGCAGGAUACGGGAGUGAUGAGGUUCCGUACAUGACGAUUAGUUACGCGAACGGUUUGGGUUUCUACGACCACGUAAGCUCGAAUAUUGGAGGAAGGGUGAAUAUCGCGAAUAUGGAUACAACGAGCAAUGACUUUCGCUUUCCAACGAUGCUGCCACUCGAUUCGGAAACCCACGGCGGCGAAGAUGUCGCUGUGUAUGCUUCCGGACCGUGGUCGCAUCUGUUCACCGGUAGCUACGAGCAAAACACGAUUCCACACAUGAUGGCUUUCGCACUGUGCGUUGGCGAUGGGAUCACUGCUUGCCCUAAAAAAAUAUAGAAAUAAAAUCAAUAAAUAUACUAAGAAAUGUGCCUAAUCUAUCUAGCACUGGGACUGGCUGGACCUACUUUGACCAAACUGGUUGCAAAUGAAAGGUCUUCCAAAAAGUAUUUAAGCUAUUGGUUUUGUUCUUAGAUUAUACAUUCUUAGAAAAAUGAAAUUUAAGCUUGACGCAAAUUUCAGCAU
Molecule: messenger RNA, 1893 nt
Organism: Malaya genurostris
Lineage: Eukaryota; Metazoa; Arthropoda; Insecta; Diptera; Culicidae
Product: membrane-bound alkaline phosphatase-like
Exons: 3
Coding region: 115-1707 (530 amino acids)
Biological process (GO): dephosphorylation
Molecular function (GO): alkaline phosphatase activity
Source: RefSeq, a predicted model, not a curated record